UCGCGGCCGCUCGGCUCCGGGUCACUCAGCGCUGAAUGGGCUAAACAUGGCGGACACUCUCGAACCCACUCCGGCUCGCACUCUCUCUCUGUCCGCUGCAGGAGCAGUGUGUUAUAAAGUUCCCGGAGGAGUGUGUGUGCAAACACAGGCGUCAGAUGAGAGAGCGUGAAGCGCUGAAGAUGAACGGCGCGCGCGCAGGUGCAGGGGUCCCGAGUCCUUCAUCCCCGUCCCGGCCCUCAGAGCAUGUGCUGAACUCUGGUGCGGUCGUGUUCCCCGGUGUGUUUGACCAGCACGGCUGUCCUCUGGUCCUGUUCCCCGCUGAGGCGCAGUGUAAACUCACCGAGGAGCUGAGCAGAGAGGAGGUGUCUCACUUCAUACACUACUGUCUGCGCCUGCACAGUAUCCGGGGUGAGGGCGGCCUGCUGUCUGUGGCGGUGGACCUGAGACGAGCUGAUCUCCCCAUCACACGCUUCAUCACGGACACUCUUCUGCUGAUGGAGUGUGAGCGGAGGAUCAUCCACUCGGUGUACAUCGUUCAGCCCAAGAAGAGAGAAGUGCAGAAGCAGCUGGUGAAACUGCUGAGCUCCCGCGGGUCCAAGCGGCGCCGGCCCGUCCUCUUCAGACACAUCUUCCUCAAAGAAGUGUUCGAGCUGUCCAACUACAUCGACAGAAGCCAGUUACCGUCCAGUCUGGGUGGAUACCUCAUAUACUGCCAUCAGAGCUGGGCCGCCUUCGUCAAGGUGAUGGAUGCGUUUGUGCAGGAGUUCCUGCUGGUGGUGAACAGACUGCCCUCCUGCAUCUCCACUCUUCAGUCGCUCUCUCAGCUCCCCGUUCCUGAUGACCUCCAGCGGCUGCGGGACUUCUGCUCGCUCAACCAGGCCCGUUUCCAGCAGCUGAGGAGGGAUCUCGGUUUGGAUGACCUGUUGAAGCACUGUGAGUGUUUGCUGGAGAAGCUGCGUUUCCCGGAGAGCGACCCCUGCUUUCAGGCCAUGGCUGGAACAGUCCUCUACACACACACCGCUCUGGAGAUGCUGCGCAACUAUAACCGGAUCAGGUCAGCGGUGCAGAAGGUGGAGCUGCUGUGGACUCGGGUGUUCUCCAGAGCUCAGGUCCAGCUACAGAUGCUGCGUCUGCAGAGAGAGGCUCGACAGAUCCAGGAGCAGAUGGUGGCGCUGCACCGGCAGAAGCUGCAGGCGUACAGGACUGAAGUGGCUGAAGACACACACGGGGCCGAGGAGCAACUGCUGACCUUUGAGGCGUCCGUCUACACUCACGCCAUGGCGCUGGUCCGGCGCGCGGAUGACGUCAUGCACACGCUGGCGGAGACGGUCCCCGAGGCGGAGCGGACGCCUGCGCUGCCGUGGCUGCAGGACCUGGAGAAGCUGAAGCAGAACCUGUGCUCUGCGGCCCGGCGUCUGGACCUGACCCUGAGGAGCGCCGUGGACUUCCAUCACGCCCGCGACCGAUGCAAGAGCUGGUGCGAGCGAGUGCUGUGCGCGGGCCUCCUGCAGGAGCUGCUGUGGAGUGAGCACUGCGGGGGUCCGGCCGAGGGCGGCUCGAGGAGACCGGGAGUCCAGGCCUUCCUCAGGAGAGACCCCGGCCCAGAGGAGCAGGAGCUGCUGACGCUGACACGCCUCGCACACAACAUGAGCCAACCCAGCCUUCAGCAGGACGGCACGCAGCUCUCACACAGAUGCAUGACCCUGAGGAGACUCCUGACCUCCACGGGUGCGGUUCCCCUUCAUGACCUUCACCUCGCCCUCCAGUGGCAGUACGAGUACCUGAAGGGUCACCACAGGAGCUCUGACAUCACUUCCCCCGAGGACCAGCAGCACACCUGCAGUCCGGCUGCAGACUCGGGCCUCGUGCGGCCGGCGCUCGUGGUGUCCCGCUGGCCCUCGGUGGAGGCCUCGCCAGCCGCAGCCAAACCGCCCUCGCUCAGCUCCUUCGACUCCGGCUUCGACGGGGCAGGAAACGCUCACCUGCAUCACCCGAGCAGGAGGGAGAAUCUCCCAAGGUUUCUGGGAAACGGAGACUCUGCGUUCACGUCGAAGCAGGUUCACGAGGACAUUGUGAGCGUGUCCGACUCCGAGGAGCAAGAAGAACGAGGGUUCGGGUUACAGCGGGCCAGCAUUCAGAUCGUCCCCAAAAUAACCUCCGACUCCGUGAACCUGGAGAUCAAAGUGAAGCGCUCGUCCACGCUACCCAGAAACCCCUGGCUGAGCCUCCCGAUAGAUGACCUGGAGAGCUCCUACACGGUGACCAUUACGCCCGGCUCCUCUCUCCCGCGGAGUCCGACGCAGACGCAGCCGAGCUUCGAGGAGUCAGAGCUGACCCCUGUGGGGAAUGUCCUGUCCAGCACACUGACGGACAGUGAGGAGAAGCCCAGCUGCAGUGUGGACGGGGAUCCUUCGCUCCAGUGGGACUCCUUCGACCUGCACAACCUCAGGCGGGACUCUCUUGAGCGGGUGGACGUGUCUCUGGGCGACUGGGCUGAGCGAGAGCAGCAAGAGCUGAAGGAGGUGGAGACGACGUUAGAGCGAACCGCUGAGAUCUUACAGGAGGAAGAGGAUGUGCUUGCACAGGAGGUGGUCCUGGAUGAGCUGUUGCGGUCCGAGGAUCUGCACAAACACUGGCCCGAGUGGACCGAAGCACGCCAGCACAGUGCGAUGUCCCCACAAGAUCUGGUGGAGUCUGGCGUGAUUGGAUUGGAUGAUGUCCUUCAGAGUGAACCCUCUUCUACAGGCUCCGAGACUCUGAGAACUAGUGAAAGCGACUCCGACGCCCCUGGAUUGGGCGAUGAAAGGCCUGUGCAGCUGGACACCAGAUCUCCUGAGGUGGACCGACGUGGGAUCCUUCGAGAUCUUCAAGUUCUUGAUGAGCAAAUAAUGGAGGAGCAGUUGAAACUGGAAGCGCUGCACUGCACUGAGACUGAGCCGCCGGGUCAUGUGACCACCCGCAGCUCCGAUAGGGAGAGGAGGAUGUUCCUGGCUCAGCUGGAGGAUGAGAGACGGGAGGUGGAGAAGAUGGAGAGAAGCCUGAGCAGAGAGAUGAAGGCGAGGAUGAGCUCAAGCAAAGGCCGCAGAGUGGUCAAGUGUUCGGUCAUGGAGAGGAACUCGAAGCUGAAAGAUCUGGACGGUGAGCUGCUGAGGAACUGCAGGCCCGAAUCAACCCGUCAAACACAGUGUGCCAGUCCAUCGCCUCCAGAUCGAGCUGAAGAUGCCAGUCUCUCAGACGCGAGUGUGACUCCAGAUCGAGCUGAAGAUGCCAGUCUCUCAGACGCGAGUGUGACUCCAGAUCGAGCUGAAGACGCGAGUUUGACUCCAGAUCGAGCUGAAGAUGCCAGUCUCUCAGACGUGAGCGUGACUCCAGAGCCUUUGAGUUCAACAAGCGGGUCUAUUCCCAACACGAGCUUGAGUGAGAUUGGGAUCGGAGGUCCUGCAGCUUCCGACUCAGAAUCCCUUCAGGAAGCCUCGUCUGGCCAAGGAGAGCCUUUUGUAUUAAGCGUUAUUUCUUCUCCUGAUCAGAAACUGGAAGAUAUGGACACCAGUGAAGGCUCAAGCGGCCAUUCUGAGCGUCCCGAGAGUGAGACGUCUUUCUGUGUCUGUACAGACGGUGGUGAUUCUGGUCAAGCUGAGCUAGAGGAGCUCGAGGCUAGUGAAGCGCAGCUGGAGGCUAGUGCUAAUGAAGAUGAGCUGGAGGCUAGUGCUAAUGAAGAUGAGCUGGAGGUUAGUGCUAGUGAAGAUGAGCUGGACGCUUGUGCUAGUGAAGGUCAGCUAGAGGCUACUGCUAGUGGAGCGACGCUGGAGGCUAGUGGAGCGCCCUUGACCCAGAACAGCGGUGCGGUGCGAGAUGCGUUUGAUCCCGGCGGUGUCCUGGUCGCUCCAGUGGCUGGACCGCGGAGGCCCGUUCCUCUCGACGGCCGCUCCGAGACACCGCCGCCAGCCUCUGAACACACACGAGCACCGGUGGAGUCGGCCACGCCCGCCGCCUGCGCACAGAGCACAUCUCAAAGCCUGUACAUGCAGAACAACAACAACAACACCGCAGUGCUGCGCCGCGGAGAGACCUGCGGCGCGGAGAUCCCAGAGAUUCAGGAGGACGCCGCCGCGGCCGGGCCGUGUGUGGGCCGUGAGGGUGGAGGCUCCACGAGAGCGGCCUGCAGAUCUGCACUCCAGCUGGACACACACAGACAGAUGAGUGAUUAUCAGACGGCCAUCGUGCUGGACAGCGGGUCGGGUCUGAUAAAGGCAGGGUUUGCAGACCAGGACCUUCCAACCACAGUGUUCCCCACGGUCAUCGGCCGGCCCAAAUAUGAGGAAGUGCUGAGCGGUAGCGUGGACCGGGCGGUCUACAUCGGGCACGAUGCGCAGCACAUGAGAGGAGUGCUGGCGCUGAAGUAUCCCAUCAGGAACGGCAUCGUGCGCAACUGGGAUGAGAUGGAGAUGAUCUGGGAUCAUGCGUUCCAGCGUCUGGCGGUGCGUCCCGAGGAUCACCCGGUGCUGCUGACCGAAGCCGCCAUGAACCCGCGGCAGAACCGGCAGCGCAUGGUGGAGCUGAUGUUCGAGGCCUUCAGCGUCCCGCUGGCGUUCGUGGCCCUGCAGGCGGUGCUGGCGCUCUACGCCUCGGGCCGCACCACCGGUGUGGUGCUGGACUCUGGAGACGGUGUCAGUCACAGUGUUCCCGUGUUCGAGGGUUACUGUCUCCCUCAUGCCGUGCAGCGCUUCAACCUCGCCGGAGCCGACGUCACCCUGCAGCUGCAGAAGCAGCUGCUGCUGGAGCAGGGUGUGUGUAUGCGCACGUCAGCGGAGCUGGAGAUCGUGCGUGAGAUGAAGGAGAGCAGCUGCUGUGUGGCUCUGGAUUAUGAAGCGGCGCUGGAGACUGCAGGAUCGGCCUCCUCAGAGGUUCAGUACACACUCCCCGACGGACGGCUCGUCUCGCUGGGCUCUGAACGCUUCCGGGCUCCUGAAAUCCUCUUCAGGCCGGAGCUGAUUGGACGAGAUCAUUAUGGGAUGCAGGAGAGCGUGUUCAGGUCCAUCAUGCAGUCGGACAUCGACCUCCGGCGCAGCUUCGUGGGAAACAUCCUCCUGUCAGGCGGGAACACGCUGCUGCCAGGCCUCCCGGAGCGGCUCCAGCAGGAGGUGUGUGGUGUGUGUGCGUCGGAUCUGAGUGUGUGUGUGCGGGUCGUCAGUCCUCCGGAGCGGGACUCGUCGGUGUGGAGCGGUGGGGCGGCGCUGGCCAGCAGAGCCGAGCUGAGCGGGGCCUGGAUCAGUGCGCAGGAGUACCAGGAGUUCGGCCCGCACAUCGUCUUCAGGAAGUGCUUCUGACGCACGUUUGCAGGGUGUAGUGUCUGAUCGUGCCAAUCUUCAGGCUUUUAGCACUCGUACGAGACCGUGUUUUAAUGCUUUUAAACUCUUCCCUUAUACUGGUUGCAUCAAUCAGAUCGUCCGUCUCUUUAACACAUGAAUUCUAAUCUAAUUAUGUAAAUUAAUGUGUUUUAUAUAUGUGUGUGUGUUUAACCUAUCUAUGAGAUAUGAAUGUUCUGAUGCUGUCCAUGAGGCUGAUGAUGCAACGCUCACAUGUGACCCGACGCGAGGAGCUUCGGUGUGUGUGUGACGCAUUUCCUCCAUAUGCAGUUUCUCUUUUCACCAUGUGUGUGUGUGUUGUGUGUUGUGUGUUUUGAUUGGUUUUAUCACUUCACGCAUCUUCCCUCUUGUGUUUUCACGUGUGUGUGUGUCUCAGAGAGACUGUCAUGGAUGGAUGUGGGUCUGAAGCGUCUCCCCUGAUGAACUCUGAGGUUUGCUCUCGUUCACCCUAAUGCGGUCAUGUGAUCAGCACUGUCAUGGCUGAAUGUUGCUCAAUGUGUUUACCUCCAAUCCCCGGCAUCAGUGUCUGUUAACUGGGUUAUGUCUGACCUUUUUACAAUAAAUAUAUCUUCUAAAGCA
Pimephales promelas (fathead minnow) is the source of this 5945-nucleotide messenger RNA. NCBI's taxonomy places the organism in Eukaryota, Metazoa, Chordata, Actinopteri, Cypriniformes, Leuciscidae. The record is from RefSeq and is a predicted model, not a curated record.